CCACGGUCCCGUUCUCCGCCGCAGCCGCAGAGCCCCUCCGGAACACCGGAAGCCCACGGUCCAGUACUUCCGGGAGGCGAUGGCUCCCCCGACGCUGAUUGGUUAUUGCUUUGAGACGUCAUCACGCUCUUCCUUCCUUUCGUGCGCGGUGUCACUACAGCGCUCCAGCAUGGCUGACCCAGAGGCGUUGGGGUUCGAACACAUGGGUCUCGACCCUCGGCUCCUGCAGGCCGUCACCGACCUGGGCUGGUCGCGGCCGACGCUGAUCCAGGAGAAGGCCAUCCCGCUGGCCCUGGAGGGGAAGGACCUCCUGGCGCGGGCCCGCACUGGCUCCGGGAAGACGGCCGCUUAUGCCAUUCCGAUGCUGCAGCUGCUGCUCCACAGGAAGGCGACAGGCCCCGUGGUAGAGCAGGCGGUGAGAGGCCUCGUCCUUGUGCCCACCAAGGAACUGGCACGGCAGGCCCAGUCCAUGAUUCAGCAGCUGGCAGCCUACUGUGCCCGAGACAUCCGGGUGGCCAAUGUGUCAGCCGCGGAUGACUCGGCCUCUCAGAGAGCUCUGCUGAUGGAGAAGCCCGAUGUAGUGGUGGGGACCCCCUCUCGCAUAUUAAGCCACUUGCAGCAAGACAGCUUGAAACUGCGAGACUCGCUGGAGCUGCUGGUGAUGGAUGAGGCUGAUCUUCUCUUUUCCUUUGGCUUCGAGGAAGAGCUCAAGAGUCUUCUCUGUCACUUGCCCCGGAUUUAUCAAGCUUUUCUGAUGUCGGCUACUUUUAAUGAGGAUGUACAAACACUCAAGGAGCUUGUGCUGCAUAACCCGGUUACUCUCAAGUUGCAGGAGUCCCAGCUGCCAGGGUCGGAGCAGCUGCAGCAGUUUCAGGUGGUGUGCGCCACCGAAGAAGACAAGUUUCUGUUGCUGUGCGCCCUGUUCAAGCUGUCGCUGAUCCGGGGCAAGUCCCUGAUCUUCGUCAACACACUGGAGCGGAGUUACCGGCUGCGCCUUUUCCUGGAGCAGCUCCAUGUCCCCACCUGCGUGCUCAACGGAGAACUCCCCGUGCGCUCCAGGUGCCACAUCAUUUCACAGUUCAACCAGGGCUUCUAUGACUGUGUCAUAGCAACUGAUGCCGAAGUCCUGGGGGCCCCGGUCAAAGGCAAGCGUCGGGGCAAAGGGCCCAAGGGGAACAGGGCCUCCGAUCCUGAGGCAGGUGUAGCCCGGGGCAUAGACUUCCACCACGUGUGCGCCGUGCUCAACUUUGACCUGCCCCCCACCCCUGAGGCCUACAUCCAUCGAGCUGGCAGGACGGCGCGUGCCAACAACCCAGGCACAGUCCUGACCUUCGUACUGCCCACAGAGCAGUCCCACCUGGGCAGGAUCGAGGCGCUUCUUGGUGGAGAGACCGGGGCCCCCGCCCUGCUUCCCUACCAGUUCCACAUGGAGGAGAUUGAAGGCUUCCGCUACCGCUGCAGGGACGCCAUGCGCUCGGUGACUAAACAAGCCAUUCGAGAGGCGAGGCUGAAGGAGAUCAAGGAGGAACUCCUGCGCUCGGAGAGGCUCAAGACGUACUUUGAAGACAACCCCAGGGACCUGCAGCUGCUGCGGCACGACCUGCCCUUGCAUCCCGCUGUGGUGAAGCCGCACCUAGGCCACGUGCCCGACUACCUGGUUCCUCCUGCUCUUCGAGGCGUCGUCCAUCCUCACAGGAAGCGGAAGAAGCCGUCCUCUAAGAAGGUCAAGAAGGUGAAGGCCCACAACCCACUGCGCAGCUUCCGGCACGGCGGAGAGAGGCACAGGCCCGCGGCAGCGCCCUCCUGAGGUUGUCCAGGCAUCCGGGGCUGAGCACAGCAGGGAGCCGUCCGCACCCCCCCCAGACUGAUAGGAUUUGGGGGCCCGGCUGGCGGUUUGUGCCUUAAGGACAAUAAAUAUUCUAGCUGCCC
Molecule: messenger RNA, 1929 nt
Organism: Hipposideros armiger (great roundleaf bat)
Lineage: Eukaryota; Metazoa; Chordata; Mammalia; Chiroptera; Hipposideridae
Gene: DDX56
Product: DEAD-box helicase 56
Exons: 14
Coding region: 80-1807 (575 amino acids)
Cellular component (GO): cytosol
Molecular function (GO): RNA helicase activity; ATP binding; nucleic acid binding
Source: RefSeq, a predicted model, not a curated record